UUGACAACUGACAACCGACGAACGUCAAAUCAAACAAAAAGUUUGUCAGAUUCAGUCCAGAUUGUAAAGAAAAUGUAUGAAUGCGUUUGUGCAAGGUAUAAGUAAUAUAUUGCAUGAACUAUAAAUUUUAAAAUACCAUCAAAGUCAGCAAAUUUAUUGGUACCUUGUGAAAAGAAAUGAUUGAUUCAGACGACGAUCACGAUAACUUUGUACGCUACGGGACAGCUUUAGAUCCUAUAGAAGAAGAUUACACCGGAAGCAUGCCGUCAAACAAAACUCCGAGCUUUGGAAGUGCUGCCAAAAAGAGGUAUAUUAAACUUCGCAAAGCAAACAUCGCACCCGAAAGAGCCUUAACCUUAUGUCAAUUACCUUGGAAGGAUUUAUGUGCUCAAAUUCCUGGCCUCGAAGAUAUUGGAAAAAAAGAAAAUUUGAUGAUGCAAAUUCAACCUCCUGAACUCAAGAAGAAAAAAAAGAAAAAAUCUAAAGCUAAAAAAUCACAGAAUUAUCGACUUGUUCAGAACCAGACCCAGGGUCAAAGGUCUAAGGGUGUGGGCUGCAGUGAACGUGUAAGAGCAGAAGAACAGGGAGUACAAUGGAAGACAAGAGAUAUAUGUACAAAUUGGCAGACUGAAUCUUAUAAACCGAGAAGUCCUCCUAAUGAAUAUGAAUCAAAUUAUAGAUCUAACGAAUUAAAAAUAAAUGAAGGAAAUAUGCAAAGAGAUAGUUCCCAGCAAAACUAUUGGGACACUGCUAGUACCUCCCAAGCAAGAACUCAUUACCAGACUUCAAGAAAACGACAUUUUGAUGACGUGGAAACUAUUAGUAAUGGUUCCCAGCCCCCGCGUAAAAUGACGAGAGACGUCCGUAUAGACACAAAUUACAAUAGACCUCCGAGUGGUCAACAAUAUCCAAUGGAGAUAGAAUACAGUCCCGUCUAUUCGAAUGGCGGAAACUCACAGUCACAAGCAUACAAUAUGCCUGUCCAGAAUGAGUCAAGAGGAACUAAACGCCCGUAUGACGACAACGACGAAAGAUACCAAUAUCACCAACUUUAUGAUGCUGAGAAUCCUUCUUUAAACUUUGUACGGAAUCAUGAGGCUCGACCUCAAAUGGACCUUCGGGAGGAAAUGAACAAUAAAAGGCGUGCUUACAGUGAAAACUAUUAUGGUGACCAAAAUCGCUUACCAAAUCCUCCUCGGCAAAAUUAUUCUUGUCGUGGUAGCUCAAAUUCAGACUGCCGUUCAGUAUCGGGUUCACUAAAUGCAGCACAGGUGUUUACAGUCGAUUCCGAUUGCGAUGAUUUUGAUGCUAGAUGCUCCAGAGAGAUGUCUUUUGAACCGCACACCCCAGUCGGUAGUGAUAUUCAGAUCGACGAUAGUGAAAAUUUCAACAAUAGAGUUGUCAAGGCACACAAAUUUCCGAUAAAAUCGGAUAAACAAGACGAUUCGCAAUCGAUUCGUGUUGGCAUUCAAAAUGUCACCCCGAUGAACAAAAAACAAAUGAGCAUGGUACAUCAAGCUAUUAAUAAAGAAAUUGUGAAGAUUGGCCAGCAAGGUAAAGGACCUAAGUUCUUAGGAAGUGCAUACAAAUUAGGUUGGAUCCUUAUGAUAUGCGAAGAUCAACAUACUCGAAAAUGGCUUGAGGGUAUUGUGACAAAACUGAAGCCGUGGCCUCAAGCAAGCCUCUCUCUUAUGUCUAACACUGCAUUCCCGAAGUCUAUAGUCUUGUCAUUAUUAAUACCGAGCAAGGAGGGGGUUUCUAUUCCGACGGCGCUGGAACUGCUUCGUGUCCAAAACCCUGGCCUCCAUACAGAACAUUGGAAAGUAUUUAAAAUAUUAAAAGUAAAUGAAGGUGACAUUGUACAUCUUUCAAUUGACAAUGCAUCGUACGAAGCUCUAAAACUUGUCGAUUUUAAAGUCAAUUUAGGAAUAGACAAACUUACUUUUUGGCCCAAAGGUAGAAAACCUUAUUUCAAAUUCAAUAAAAAGUCGAGGAACAAUAUAUCACCCAUACAAUUUGUGAAGGAGGAUGAUGAAACACCUGCAUCAUCAGUUUAUGAGUAUGAAGAACCAAAAACACCUGAACAUCCUCCGCCAGAAGAUGUUUCAGUGAAACUGUCAAAAAAGGCUCGCAAACGGUUGAACAAACGUAUGAGGAUGAACUCGGCAUCCACGUAUCCCACGAUACACGAAAACGUUCCGGGCCAAAAAUCCGAGUAUCCUAAUCUUAAUGCGUCCUAUGCUUCAUCAGAAUGGGUACCGUAUUAAUAAGCCACGUACAAUAUUUGACUAAUCCUUUUAGACGCGGAGCUAUACAGGACGGAACGCUCCCGAAACGCUAGAAAAAUAAAUUGCUUUUACAACUUUAACUCGUUGAGUACCGUCAUUAUAG
Molecule: messenger RNA, 2391 nt
Organism: Spodoptera litura
Lineage: Eukaryota; Metazoa; Arthropoda; Insecta; Lepidoptera; Noctuidae
Source: RefSeq, a predicted model, not a curated record